AUAUAACUGGAAUCCUUAUCACAACUCCGAGACUAACAGGGUUCUCGGUUUAUUCGACAUUUUCAAGAUCACUACACAGACAUAUCAUUCACGAUGGCUCCUCAGCUUCUCUGGAUCGGGCUGGGUAAUAUGGGAAGGGGCAUGUGCAAAAACAUAGUCGAAAAGGGCAAUCUCGACAAGCCUCUCCUUCUCUACAACCGCACCCAGAAGCGCGCAGAGGAGCUCAAGGCAACACUCCCCGAGGGCAAAGCCGAAGUCGUAGCCGACCUGGCUGCCGCCGUGGCCAAAGCGGACAUCAUCUUCAGCUGCGUCGCCAACGACCAAGUGGCCGAGGCGACGCUGCUGGGGCCCUCGGUCCAGGGUGUGCCGGGCGGCGUGGCGGGCAAGCUCUUCGUCGAGUGCUCCACCAUACACCCGGACACCACCGAGCGGCUGGAGAAGGCGCUGACGGGGGCCGGGGCCGAGUUCGUGGCGGCGCCCGUCUUCGGCGCCCCGGCCAUGGCGGACUCGGGCGCGCUGGUUGCCGUGCUCGCGGGCCCGAGGGCGUCGGUGGACCGGGCGGGCGCCUACUUCAAGGGCGUGACGGCGCGCGCCGAGAUCGACAUGCGCGACCGGCCGGCGCGGACGGCGCUGACGCUCAAGCUCAUCGGCAACACCUUCAUCCUCAACAUGGUCGAGCAGCUGGCCGAGGGCCACGUGCUGGCCGAGAAGACGGGGCUGGGCACCGAGUACCUGCACCAGUUCAUCGAGAACCUCUUCCCGGGCCCCUACGCCGCCUACUCGACGCGCAUGCUGACGGGCGACUACCACAGGCGCGAGGAGCCCCUGUUCGCCGUCGACCUGGCGCGCAAGGACGCGCGCCACGCCAUGAGUCUGGCCAGCUCGGUCGGCGCCAGGCUUGGCAAUGCCGAGACGGCGGACGCCCACCUGGUUAUGGUCAAGGAGCACGUGGGCGCCAAGGGCGACAUUGCAGGGAUUUAUGGCGCCGUACGGAAGGAGGCGGGCCUGAAAUUUGAGAAUGAUGCGUAAACGCGACGGCGGUCAUUUCGGGGGCUGUAAAAGCUCAGAAGAUCAGAGCUUUGUACUUCAAUAUAUUGCCAAUAUUGUAUUUACAAAUGCUGAUAAAGGAGGAUAUUGUAAUGCGAAAGCAUCAAAGGCGUCACGCUCACCACAGAAAAGAUGGCAAUCCCUCCUGAACGACAGAAUGGGUACCAGGAAGGAAAACGAGUAGGAAUAGGAAUAAAAGCAGGGUAAUAAUAAGAAUAACAAGAAGCAAAAUCCCGGGGAAUGAUAAUGGUAGUAAGAAUAACGAUAGGAAUAAUGACAGAAAUAAAAAUAAG
Molecule: messenger RNA, 1340 nt
Organism: Gaeumannomyces tritici R3-111a-1
Lineage: Eukaryota; Fungi; Ascomycota; Sordariomycetes; Magnaporthales; Magnaporthaceae
Product: 6-phosphogluconate dehydrogenase
Exons: 2
Coding region: 94-1029 (311 amino acids)
Molecular function (GO): NADP binding; NAD binding; oxidoreductase activity, acting on the CH-OH group of donors, NAD or NADP as acceptor
Source: RefSeq, a predicted model, not a curated record